This is a messenger RNA of Fulmarus glacialis (Northern fulmar), 2613 nucleotides long. RefSeq names its product ATPase family AAA domain-containing protein 5-like. Lineage: Eukaryota; Metazoa; Chordata; Aves; Procellariiformes; Procellariidae. The record is from RefSeq and is a predicted model, not a curated record. The annotation marks the transcript as partial. The transcript is spliced from 7 exons.
CCAUGCAAGAAACGGCGAGAGGAAGACACUUCUGUAAAAACGAUCACAAGAUAUUUUUCACCGUUAGCAAAACCAGUGGAUAAAGUGUUGUCACUACCAAAAUCCAACAAUAUAUUGGAUUAUUUUAAAAAGAUGAAACCUACAUUACCAGUUGUAGCUGGAGAAAAUAAAACACCGUUGGAUGCUGGUGACAAAGACUGUAAGUCACCUUUUAAACCACCUUUAAAGCGGAAGAGGAAAGGUAAGAGAGUUAAUUUAAAUAAUAAGCUAAAAGAGAUGAAAGAAUCUGAGAAUGAACAUGAAAUAGAAAUUAGUAGUGAUGACAGCAGAGAAACAACAGGACUGAAACAAGACAGUAAUGAUUUUAUUGCUACUUGUACUUUAGUUGACCAAAAAUGUGUAAGAGAAUUAGCAGAAGAUAAUGUGCAGAGCGAGAACUUCUCAAAUGCUGUCAUCUACAGAAAAAAUGUGAAGAAAGUUGGUUCUGAAAUAAAUGGAACAAAAAAUAGGAUAAGAAAAUCAAGGAAAAGGAAGCACAAAGUAAAUAUGGAUUUGUCUGACAGUUUUUCAUCUGAAAACCAGCUGAAUGAAAAGUGUAAAAAGGAAAUUGAAGAUAAGAAAAAGAUGAUAUCUCCUACAAUAGCAGAGUGCGACACUACUAUUAGUGACUCCAGUUUUGAAGUUCAUAUGGAUGACAAGACAUCACAGGUAAAUAAUAGUAUAAUAACAGUGUCAUUUGAGGACUUCUUGAAGAGUCAGGGAGAAAAUAAUGUAGAUCAUGUUGAAGAAGACACAAAGCCAACAAUGGACAAUUCUGCUACAGCAAAUGAAAUGGACAAAAGUGAUAGUAUUAGCGACCCAGAAAAGUGUGAGGAAUCUCAACAGCUACCACUUAGAACAGUAACUGUCCUUGCACAAGUUCAUUCCGUUCCCCCAAAAUUAGCUCCUUUACAUAAGGAGCAAAAAGGCUCUAGGAAAAUAGCUUCCAUUUUUUUGAAGCAGAAAGGAUGUGUAGGAGAGAAAGAAAGUAGCCCACCCCUCUUGGACAGUGAACAAAUUGAACAGGUUACUCAGAAAAGAAAGUCUAAUGUAGUUAUUGAGGAAGAAGAAUUAGAGUUAGCUGUACUAGAGACCGCAGGGUCAGAUUCUUUGAAGCCAAAAUGUACUCUGGAAGAAAGGCAUCAGUUUAUGAAGGCGUUUAGACAACCAACAUCAGAUGUAAUAAAAAGUGGCGUUAAAAAGGCACCUGGGAAACAAAAGCAAGCCAUUGGAAAGUCUUCAAAAGAAAAAGAAGGACCUGAAGCUGACACUGCUUCAAAUAAAGGAUUAGGAAGUGGAGUACCAGAAGAUUAUGUGGACAAAUAUACACAUUCUAGUCCUGAAAACAACAGAACUAAAACCAAAAGACCUAAAAAGUUUCAGAAAAAAGGAACCAGAAGAAGAAAGGCUUCAGAAACUAAAGAAAUGAAUAUCUCAAAUACUAGCAAUUAUAAUGAAGAUGAGGAUUCAGGAGCUAAUGUUCUUACGAAGAAAAACACCUUAGAUGUAAGAACUUCAUCAAGUCCAAAAGUGAAUAAGUUAAGGAGGAGUUUAAGGCAGAAGAAAAUCAAAACAUCAAAAAAUAUUACACCUCAAAAAAACAGGAUUAGAAAUACCUUUUCUGAAGAUGAAUUAAGUGGCUGUCCUUUUCAGACUUCUACACCAAAAGCAAGCAAGCGAUCCUUGAAGAAAAGCAAUGUGUAUAAAGCCGAGAUGAUUACAGUGCCCUUUGAUGGAAACAGCCCAAUAAGAAUGAGGUUUACACGUAUCAGUGCGACUACAAAAUCAAAUAAAGCUGAAGCAAUGAAAAAUGAAGAGUUUAACUCCAAAAAUAUAAAGAUAAGCUCUACUUCUAAAAGUACUUCUACUUCCAAAGCGAAACAGCUGAUUGAAAAAGCAAAGGCUAUACGGCAUAAUAGAUCAAAGGUUAAUGAAGACUUACCAACUCCUGUGAGGCGCUCAUCUCGACAGCGAGCUCUUGCUGAAAAGAAGAAAUUACAAGAAAAUGAAGAAUCGGUAAUAAUUUUAGAUUCAAGCCUGAGUAAUGCCACUACUACAGUGCAGAAUGUGAAGCAAAAGAAUCUUCGGAGCUUAAAUGAUGUUUUGGGGAAAAAGUCUAGAAACUUGAAGGCUGCAAAGAACUCAAAUGGAAAACUGGGAUAUCCACCUUCCUUCCUAGGCAGAAAUGCUCAAAGCUCUGCAGGUGAACCAAUUGUGAUCUUCGAUGAAAGCAGCCAAGACGCAUCUGAAAAUUCUCAAGAUGAUGAUCAGUUCAGAGCAAAACGUGAAUUCUUGAUGAGUGGGUUGCCAGAGUCACUGAAAAGACAGAUUGCAAAGAAAGCAGCAGCGAUGGAAGCGUACUCUCUUGCAAGUUCAUGUUUUAAGACUGUUGUCCAUGUACAGCAGAAGGAUGACUGUUAUCCAAUGUGGAAAUUGAAAUCACCAUUGUGUCCUCUAUUAACUAAGCUAAGGAAACUGAAUACUGAAGUCACUAACGUCACUAAAAUCACUCUCUCACUUGGUGAAUUUUCCACUGUGAAUUCAAAACUAACUGGAAACUGUUCUGCACCUGUG